GUUCUGCUCCUCAUUCAGUAAAGAUGGAUUGUAAAGAGGGCCAAAAGGAAGAGCCUGAUUAUUCUCAGAUUUUAUCCACUCUACACAGUGCCUUGGCCCUGAAGGAUGCAGAACAGGCACGAAAGAAUGUGAAAGAUUUCAUGGAUACUGUAGCUGACCCAUACACCGCCCUCCUGGACUUGUUGGAAAGUUGUAACAUCUCAAAAGGAAAAGGGAAUGCUCUGGCUAAUUUAAUUGCUAAUGAAACUCAGAAAUGGUUGUUGGAACAUCCUGAAUGUCAGCUGUCUGGGUUGAGGUUAAAAAAGGUGCAGACCCGCAUUUUCCACCUGGCCACCGAAGGGCAGCUGCUAGAUCUCCUCAUCUCCAUUUAUCACCUGAAGGAUGCUGACCGUUCUUUUCUGGUGGGCCCUGUCACUCACCUUCACGAAAUGGGAAAAUAUAAAGAGGCAGCCAUUCUAGGUACCAAACUGAACCUGCAGCUAGAUCUGGACCUGGAACAAAUGUGUACCCCCUUGCUGCUAAUGGAGAGGUUUAAUCUAGUGGAGGCAUAUGUGGCCGGGUACCCAGAGCUGCAGACUAAAUUGCUCCAGAUGUUGGAUCGAUGGAGUUUAUCCAGAUUUAACCCCAGGAAACUCAGCAGAGAAUACAAGGGUCUUCCACUUGUGAAAACAGACAAACUUAACCCAAAGACUAUCACUAAGUUGGCAUUCCGGCUGCUUGACCUCUACAAGCUGGAGCCAGCUAUCUGUUCGAAUAUAAUAAACCAGCGUCAUAUGGGCACCCUUAAAUACCUCAUGCAUAAGAGAUUUGUGGAGAAAACAAUGACCGAGGAGAACUGGAGUGAUCAUGUCCAGAGCAUAGUUGCAGAUAAUGGCUGGCUCCAGGAGCAAUGCAUUGCUCUGUUAUUCCGCUAUUGUGACAGGCAGACAGCUGGACGCUGGGCUCUGAAGUUCGGAUUACCCAAAGAGAAGCUUCCUCGAGAUUUAGCAGAUAUUCUGCAGGACUUUUCUAUUCAGGAUAAGCUGUCAGAGGACGAAAAAAACACUGACAAUUCUUCACAAGUAAGGAAGAACUACUUUUACCAGCUUCCGAUUCCCAGGAGCAAAGUUCAUUUCCUCCAGAGUCACACGGCGCUGCCGCUCUGCCGAGACAUCGUCCUUCAGGAUGGACAAGUUGUGGGUGUGGACAUGGAGUGGAGACCCUCUUUUGGGGGACUUGGAAAGCCAAACGUGUCAUUGAUUCAGAUUGCAGUGAAGGGAGAGGUCUUCAUGGUGGAUUUGCUGCAGGGUGACUUUCUCCAGAGUGGUAAUGAAGAGGGAGAAGAUGGCCCACAGCUGGUCAGAUUCAUCAAAGAGCUCUUUUCCUGCCCCACAAUCACAAAACUGGGAUACGGCAUGCUCGGGGAUUUACAAAGUCUGGAUGCCACACAUUCUGCCUUUCGAGGAGUGGAAUUGCGCAAUGUGAUUGACCUCUGUGAGGUCCAUAAACAGAUUCAGUGCUGCCGAAGUCGAGUGAGGACUCCUGGUGGGCCAGUGGAUGUUCUUGAGGACAGACCUGUAGAAGAAGGCAUUCGCCAGCCAGAGAAGGGGCUGAGUUUACUGGUAAAGGAUGUGUUGGGCAAACCACUAGACAAGACUCAGCAGUUAUCAAACUGGGACAAGAGGCCGCUCCGGGAAGAUCAAGUCACCUAUGCAGCUGCUGAUGCGUAUUGCUUGUUGGAGGUGUUCGAGGUCCUGCUUAACAGCCCUGAGAAGUUUGGGUUGAAGCCAGGUUUCCAUAAGCUGCCCAAAGGCAAACCACAGUCUCAGCCAAAGGUGGACCGUACGCCUAAGAAGAAGGAGCCAGCGCCACCAAAGCAGAAACUGAAAACGUUAACGGAUGAAACAAGAAGCGAUCCCAGUAAUAAGCCUUUGUCCCCCAGAGAGUUCCUUGUCAUCUGUGACAACAUGCUGCAGGGACUGGGGCGCUACUUGCGUUGUCUGGGCGUCGAUGUCCUAAUGCUAGAUAAUGAUGAUGACCACAGAAGAGCCGCAGAGAUUGCCAGACGAGAUGGAAGAGUAAUCCUGACCUGUGGACUGCCCUACCAGACGCUCCGCUCACAAAUUGGAGAAGGAAGAUGUUUUUCUGUAGACUGCUCAGAGAAAGCACGGCAACAAGCAAUCAAGGUGCUGAAACAUUUUAAUGUUCGUGUCUCCCUAUCCGAUGUGUUCAGUCGCUGCCAGGCAUGUAACUGUGACAAGUACAUGCACAUCUCCCAGGAGCGAAUGAUGCAGUUAAUGAAAAUUUGGGAACAUCUGAAAGACUCCAAAGGGAAAGAAACCCCGACACAGUCAAAUUCUCAGAAACUUCAACCUGCCAGCCAGUUAGAAUUACCAGACAGCAACCAGGAUCUUGAAUGGAUGAAAGACUUGGGCCUGUCCCUCACCCUCCCCAGCGGAGCACAACUGCAGCUAAACGCUGUCCCUGCAGGAAUUGUAGAAAAAGUCUCCCUCUUCUUCUGCUGUAGCCAUUGUGGCAAGAUAUUCUGGGAGGGCUCUCACUUUGGUCGGGUAGUGGCCCAGUUCAAGGAGGUCCUGCAAGAUCAUGGAGAGUGUUUUUACCAGUCUACUAGUCAGGGUCUCUGAAUGGACUACGCUGGGACCAGAUCUGUCAAAUCAUUUGUAAAAUACUUGCAUUG
Messenger RNA from Nanorana parkeri, 2677 nucleotides. It is a transcript of the gene EXD3, whose product is annotated as exonuclease 3'-5' domain containing 3. Gene Ontology annotation, biological process: nucleobase-containing compound metabolic process. The coding region runs from base 24 to 2624 and encodes 866 amino acids. The record is from RefSeq and is a predicted model, not a curated record. The transcript is spliced from 21 exons. Lineage: Eukaryota; Metazoa; Chordata; Amphibia; Anura; Dicroglossidae. Gene Ontology annotation, molecular function: nucleic acid binding; 3'-5' exonuclease activity.